AUGUUCCCAUGGUCAGUGGUGUUUUCUCUGGAGCCGAAGGUUCCCGGUCAGCGCACUCCAGAAGAGCUGGUGACCAACACUCUGAUGCUUGAGCUGGGGGCAAUGGUGAAGCGGACCGAGCGCAUUCAGCUGGAGAAAGCAGCCGAGAACCGCAGACGCCGCAACUCUUCCUCCGCAGACUACAGCUGGCUGGCGGGACCACAGCCACGCGCCCCCUACGAGCUCUUGCCUGGAGAUGUCCUAGAGCUGCAGGAGCUCUGCGCUCAGAUCCCUCCACAGCAGUGCGGACCCGUCAUCGUCAGGUUCCGGAAGCUGGUGUCAGAGAUUGAGCCGGAGGUGCACGAGGUCCCCAAACUGUUCCGGAGCGUGCUGAGAAACUGCCUGGAGGAGCUUCAAGGAGACGCGGAGCUCCAGGACCGAGCGAACCGCUGGGAAAAGCAGCGCAGCAAGAGCCUCUCCUUCGUCACCUUCAGGUCCAAGUUCCGCACCCUGAACCGCGGAAAGGGGAGCUUCGGCGGAUCCCGAAACAACCUGCAGGAGGAAAACACAUGGUCUGAUGAAGAGGAAGAGGAAGCGGCUGAACAGGUGGCGAAAGCCAUCCGCACUCGGAAAGGACGGAGCCUCAGCAUGCCGGAGAUCACCCCGCUGGAGCAGGCGGCGCAGAGCUGAACACCUCAAACACAGAAGAAAGAAGAUACAGGAGAAAUGUACAAUGGCAAUGGAGGAAGAACAGAGAAGAGGAAACAUCUGAAAGACUUAUUGUGCUUUCAGACUGUGACUAAAUUAUUCAUACCAAAGAACACAGUGUAUAGGCAUAUGGAAGAUGCCUACAGCCUAGUCCUUUUUUUUUAACUUUCCAAUAUGUGCUUCAAUAAUUUGAAUAUUUGAAUGUGAAUAUAAAUGUGAAUAUUUGGCAUAAAUGUAAAUAUUUUUGUAAGGUUGAAGCGCACACAACCAAGAGCAUGUUCAGGUCAUGUUUCACCCCAAAAUCAAAAGAAUGUACAAUUUGUAAAUACUUGGAAUAUACAUAGUCAUAAGCACAGGAUUAUGUUGCACAUUUACACUAAGGGAAAAAAAAUCAGUAUUGU
This is a messenger RNA of Danio aesculapii, 1088 nucleotides long. Its product is annotated as RD3 domain-containing protein. The record is from RefSeq and is a predicted model, not a curated record. The transcript has 2 exons. Lineage: Eukaryota; Metazoa; Chordata; Actinopteri; Cypriniformes; Danionidae. Bases 1 to 669 code for a protein of 222 amino acids.